Messenger RNA from Mangifera indica (mango), 2349 nucleotides. RefSeq lists its product as uncharacterized. The transcript is spliced from 7 exons. The record is from RefSeq and is a predicted model, not a curated record. Lineage: Eukaryota; Viridiplantae; Streptophyta; Magnoliopsida; Sapindales; Anacardiaceae. The coding region runs from base 62 to 1804 and encodes 580 amino acids.
CUUUCUCGCUGUCGGCUGCAAGCAGCUUAUCACAGGCACCAAUUCAAGAAACAAAGACAAAAUGGCAAUGCAGGAGAGUAUUCUAGCACCAGCGCCGUUAGAUGCAGAUCCCUACUGGCUACCGAAUCCUAACGCAAGUAGAAGCUCACAAUCACAGCAUCCACUUGAUGACUCCUACAUUGAAGCUCAGCCUCACUCCACUGCCACUGCUGGGGAUAAUUCUGCAGAAGCACAAAUAUCACAGUCUCUGGCAAAAGCUGCAGCUCAUCAACUUCGGACGACAGCGAAUCUAAUGUAUUCCUACCUACCUUUGUACAAUGCUGCGAAACAUGGUGACUGGAAAACUGCUACAAGUUUGAUUGGGGACAACAGAAAUUUAUGGAUAUCAAGGAUGACAACCAGCGCAGAGACUGUAUUGAUGGUUGCCGCAAGAUCAUUGAAAUGGGAAUUUGUUGAGAAGCUGGUGGAACUUUUAACUCCAGAUGAGCUUGCAAUGCAAAAUAUAUAUGGUGACACGGUUCUCCAUUAUGUUACCUUUUCUGAAAGCAUAAAAACUGCCGAACUUCUGGUAAGAAAAUGCAGUGAGUUAACACAAAUUGUCUCCGAAAAUGGAGCAACUCCACUACUGGUGUCUCUCAGACUGUCUCUUUAUAAGGACAUGAUUUGGUACCUUGCUUUGGUAACAAGACUUCAGCUUAAUAGCCCUACCUGUCCCUUCACUGGGACUCUAUCCACCGAGCUGUUUUGUAAUCUCACUUAUUCUGGUUUUAAUGAUAUAACCUUAUAUCUACUUCGGCAGUAUCAUGAGUACGUGGGAUAUCCUUUAGACCAGACUGGGCAUUUGUUGCUUUGGUUGUCGGCAGUGCCUUCGAACGUCCAUAUUAACAAAAACAGCCUCACUUUCAUUGAAAGAUGGUUAUAUAAAUUUAUUCAUGUGGAAAUGGGAGUACCACCCCAUUCACUUAGAAACAAGGAAGGCGUGUCAUCAUUGACUCUCCCGGAACCAUCAAGGAGCUUCUUAUCUCAAGAGCUUCAUUGUUUGAAGAUGUUACUUUGGAAAGCUUCCGAAAAAGUGGUGCCAAGUUUAAAACGAGUUCGAGAAGCCAAGUUGCAACAGAGAUGUGUUGAGGAAAUAGUAGAGAAGUUUUGCAUUGAAUUUGGAUCUAACUUUACCUUUGACCGCGUCAGUUUUAUACUUUUGCCGGUCAUGUAUUCAGCUACACGUCUUGGGAAUGUUGAAAUUGUAAGGAUUUGUCUUAAACAUUUUCCGGAUCUGAUUUUCGGGCGUGAGGAACCUGGAAACAGACACCUAUUGCUUGUUGCAACUGAAUGCAGGCAAGAAGAAAUUUUUAAUCUGAUAACCGAGAUCCCUAUAACUAGAGCUUUUUUGGCCAAUUCAAAAGAUAAUUAUGGAAACACUGUCUGGCACAGUUCAGCAAAAUUGGCACCUUCCUCUAAACUCUUAUCGGUUUCUGGUGCGGCUUUACAGAUGCAAAGAGAGUUACAAUGGUUUAAGGAAGUGGAGGAAUUAAUUGACCCUGCAAAAAGACGCCUGAUGAAUAUGGAAGGUAAAACAGCUAUGGAAAUUUUCAUGGAGGAUCACAAGAAGUUGGCUGAGGAGGGAGAGAAAUGGAUGAAAGAUACUGCAAAUUCUUGCAUGAUUGUUACCACGCUCAUUGCCACUGUAGUGUUUGCUGCUGCUUUUACUGUACCUGGAGGCAAUGUAGGUGAUACAGGCAUUCCAGAUGCACUAGCUUUGUUUUCUUCAUUCACUAGCUUUUUCUGCAGCGGACGGAUUUCUUAGUGUUCGCCAUUUCAGAUGCACUAGCUUUGUUUUCUUCAUCCACUUCUUUAUUGAUGUUCUUGUCUAUCUUGACUACGCGAUAUGCGCCCGAAGAUUUCCUCCUAAAGCUACCAAGGAGGUUGAUUAUAGGUCUCGGUUCUCUCUUCUUCGCUAUCAUCACCAUGAUGGUGGCCUUUGGUGCAACUUUGUACAUGCUACUCAAGGACAGAUGGGAAUCAUUUUACAUCCCAAUUGUUGCCCUGAGUUGUAUACCGAUACUGAUAUUUGCGAAGUUGCAAGUUCCGUUGUUCUACGAUAUAGUCCAAUCAACAUAUGGAUCCGGAGUUUUUAAGAAGAAAAAGACAUGGCGAUUCCCCAUUAAGUGGAAAUUCCCCUUUUGGGUAUCUCAUUAGAAUAUUUAAUUAGCGUGAGUGCAAGCGAUGUGAAAGAUGUAAUUUAUUUAGAAUUUAUGUAAAUGUUGUGGUGUGCAUUGAGAGAUGGUUGUGUUCUUUACUAAAGGUAGUCUUAAUUACUGUAUUGAGAAUAAAGUUUCAUCGAUUGUGAAA